CCGCAUCUCAUUUAUCGCACCUCGUCUUUCCCACAGCUGAAUUCUGCCGCCAUGUCUCUGGCUUUCCCCGCGCUCCGUCAGUCCCGGCUGCUUUGCCGCUCGAGCACCUCUAUGAAGCCUGCUACUAUCCAGAUGCUGACCCGGUGCUAUAGCGACACAUGAUAAUCUGUCUAGCUGAAAUGUACAUGGACAUCGCUGAGUUGGCCUGCCUGUCUGCUCGUCACAGGUUCCUCUGGCCCGUAGUCUCGAGACACAGAGUAUUGAAAAGGCCCAAAGCCGUCUCUCCAACACAACCACUGCCACCAUUGAAUGCUGGGCAGCGUAGCACCAAACCCGUCUAUCGCACAUGGUUGCCAGGUCCAUGUCUGCGAGUAUUCGAUACAUGGCAAUCCGUAGCAGUGAACAAGACUCGGCCAGCUCUGGGAGCUCCCACUGCAGCUGCAUCACGGAUGCACACGGUUGCGUCACACGACAUGAUGGCACUCAUGGGUCGUCUAGCGUGCGAACUGACAGUCAAGUUUGACAUUGGUGGGCGGGACGAGCGGGGGGAACAUGUUUCGAGAGAUUGGGCGCCAACGGGAGAUAUAUACGGCCUCUCAAGUAGAGUAGUUCUCAUGGCUAAAUUGCACGUCUUGUUUGGAUGUUUUGGCUUCGUUGCUGCUGAGCCUGUUGCAUGGUAUCCGAGCGAGCCCCGUUCAGGCCCUGUACCCAUCGCGCCCAUACCACUUCUCGAACCUGGAUCUGCCGUUGAGUUGACGCACAAUCGACAAAGGCUUUCUGAUGCCCAUGCACUGCCGCCACCGAAUCCGCCUGUGCAGCACUUUGCUCUCGCAUUACAUGGGCCCCCCUCGCCGUGGCAGGAUGUGACGGCGGUCCAUUGUUCCGUUCCUGAUACUUCAAAGCAACACUUGGCUGGCAGAUCUGCCUUUGCAAGCAAGCUCAUGUGCAUAUAGAGGCUUCGCUCGUGAUUCCGUCCAAGGGACUUUUUGCAGCCUCGCCAGGGUCCAUCUAUGCCGCAUCUUGUCCUCACCAACCCAGUCAGCGCGCAUAGGCAGCUUGGACGCGCUUCGGAGCCGUUUGUUGUGUUCACGGUAUCUGACCGAGACGCAACGUCCUGUCACUCUCACCUUACGACAUCUUUCUAAUCUCUCGCUUCAUCUUUCCGACCUUGGUGGGUGCGAAGCCGGUACGGGGAAUUCCAGCAAGACGGCUAGAGCAAAGACAGUUCCAAGCCGUCAUCGC
Periconia digitata is the source of this 1242-nucleotide messenger RNA. The record is from the annotation of a GenBank genome assembly. Lineage: Eukaryota; Fungi; Ascomycota; Dothideomycetes; Pleosporales; Periconiaceae.